AUGCGGUCAAUCAGGGUGUCACAGCCCUCGGCAUCAAAGGUCAGAACACACCUCUUCCAUCUCAUCAUCAUCAUCGGUCGCGUGCCUAAAGCUGACCGUCUAUCUUCAGCCACCAACGGAAUUGUCCUCGCCACCGAAAAGAAAUCCUCUUCGCCGCUCAUCGACCCUCCCUCGCUCUCUAAGAUUUCGCUGAUCACCCCGGACAUCGGCAUGGUCUACGCCGGCAUGGGCCCUGACUACCGUGUGCUGGUGGAUAAGGCCCGCAAAGUCUCGCACACGGGCUACAAGCGCGUCUACAACGAAUACCCGCCGACCCGGAUACUGGUGCAGGACGUCGCCCGGGUGGUGCAGGAGGCCACGCAGUCCGGUGGAGUGCGGCCGUACGGUGUCAGCUUGCUGAUCGCCGGCUGGGAUGAGGGCGUCGAGCCCGAGGUCGCGGAUGCUGAGAAGGACUCGGAAUCGCCGGAGAAGAUCCCCGGCAAGACUGGCGGUAUCCUAAAGGGCGGUCCCAGUCUCUACCAGGUUGACCCCAGUGGCAGCUACUACCCGUGGAAGGCGACGGCCAUUGGCAAGCACGCGACAAGCGCCAAGACGUUCCUGGAGAAACGGUACACCGAGGGCUUGGAGCUGGAGGAUGCCAUUCACAUUGCGCUGUUGACGCUCAAGGAGACCAUUGAGGGCGAGAUGAAUGGGGACACAAUAGAGAUUGGCAUUGUCGGCCCACCAGCCGAUCACCUGCUGGGCUACGAGGGCGUGGAGGGUGCGCAAGGCCCGCGGUUCAGGAAGUUGACCAAGGAACAGAUCGAGGACUACCUGACCAACCUAUGA
Penicillium canariense is the source of this 828-nucleotide messenger RNA. It is a transcript of the gene pre8, whose product is annotated as proteasome core particle subunit alpha 2. Gene Ontology annotation, cellular component: proteasome core complex; proteasome core complex, alpha-subunit complex. The record is from RefSeq and is a predicted model, not a curated record. NCBI's taxonomy places the organism in Eukaryota, Fungi, Ascomycota, Eurotiomycetes, Eurotiales, Aspergillaceae. Bases 1 to 828 code for a protein of 275 amino acids. The transcript is spliced from 2 exons.